GCGUGCGCCAAUAUAUGUCAUUGGUUCGAAAUGUACAACGGAGGAGGCCGUGAGUACAAGCCUACAAUGAGCGAUACCGGUUGCUCUGGACUCCGUCCUUGGUACGUACUCCUCUCCGAAGACGAGGUUAUCCACGACGGCCUCGCUCCAUCGGAUUCGCGGAUUAAUUUCUCACAUGUAUACCGUGCCGUCGUGUUUGAACAUCUUCGUCUCUUCGAACCUCAUCAUGGUCCAGAAGCCGCCCGCGAGCUGCAGGACCUCGAUGACGGGUAGGCACCCCUCGGUGCAGCUGGAGAGCAGCGAAAUCGGGACAAUGCGUUUUGCGACCAAGGCGAGGUGAAUGGUGUCUUGAACUCCCGAGUCGAGGCCCUAAGAUUAUGGGCAUGUUGGGCGGAUCACUCUGACGUGGUUAAGAUAUGUCGCUGACGUGGUCUCCAAUGGGAGGAUGAACGUGAACAGCAUCUCCACGAACACCCUCCCCUCACUGAGCGGUCGACUAUACGACUGCUCGUUAUAUACUCCCGCAAUCCAAUACACGUUCGCAAGCCGUCAGGGUCGGAUAUGAUCUUCAGGGCCCGCCGAGAGAGACGUUGUCCGACCGUCAUAACCUGCACAAGAUCCGGGCGGGCUCGAAUACUGUCGGUCGCACUACCGCACUGAUAGGCAUCACGAGUAAGCUCAAAGAUCUAGGAAACACUGGAUCCACGCACCAAGGUUCGCGGGCAUGUCCGAACCCGUAUUGGGAUCGCGGUCUAUCCCGGGCUGCUGCAUGCGCAGGUCGGCGACUCCCCACUGUCCUACAUGCCGGUCGUCAUGGAACGACAGACUAAGGAUGUUGCGGAUGGUGCCUCUAGCCCCGUCAACAACCAUCACUUGGUUAACUUGACCUUCGCGGGGACAACAGUGAUCUUGUUCGCAUUUUACUCGAGAUCCCCGUAGCGCCGCGUUCGUCUCGAUGUGAACACCAUAAUCCUUUCGCUGAUCUAUCCGCAAGCAGCGCGUGCAGCCGGGGCUGGCCGAUGAUCGCCCCUUUCGCCUGCGAGGAAGGGAUAGACUCGGCUCCAUCUGG
Molecule: messenger RNA, 1069 nt
Organism: Punctularia strigosozonata HHB-11173 SS5
Lineage: Eukaryota; Fungi; Basidiomycota; Agaricomycetes; Corticiales; Punctulariaceae
Exons: 6
Coding region: 31-273 (80 amino acids)
Source: RefSeq, a predicted model, not a curated record